Messenger RNA from Tigriopus californicus, 1236 nucleotides. Its product is annotated as zinc finger protein 93-like. The transcript has a single exon. Gene Ontology annotation, cellular component: nucleus. The record is from RefSeq and is a predicted model, not a curated record. Bases 1 to 1236 code for a protein of 411 amino acids. Gene Ontology annotation, molecular function: DNA-binding transcription factor activity, RNA polymerase II-specific; RNA polymerase II transcription regulatory region sequence-specific DNA binding. Gene Ontology annotation, biological process: regulation of transcription by RNA polymerase II. Lineage: Eukaryota; Metazoa; Arthropoda; Copepoda; Harpacticoida; Harpacticidae.
AUGAAGGACGAGGCAUUGGACGAUAGCAAGUCCGCCAUGCCACGAAGGCAGAUCAAGUGCCAUCAUUGUUCAAAAGUGUUCAACUCCAUUCAUGUGUACCACACCCAUCAGCGCAAGAAACGGAAGAUCACUUGUCAAGAAUGUAACAAGGAAGUGAUAACUUUCGACGAUUUGAAGAAGCAUCUGGCGACCAGCCAUCCCGAGUCGCUUGAGGGUCUUUUCAAGCCGUUGUGGGAAAACGACGAGGACGUGGAGGCCAUGAAGUUCCCCAAGAGUUGCUACAUCUGCGACCGAGUCUACAAUGGACAUGUCAUGUUAAACCGUCACAAAGAGCUCUACCAUGAAUUGGGCGACUUCAGAUGCGAUGAGUGCCAAGCUCCAUGUCUCACUUUCUACGAUUUCGUCAUCCAUAACUACCAGUGCCAUGCCAAGGUCAUCUCACACAUAAGACCAUACACCGGAGGACUGGAAGUCCUUACCCACAAGAAUGGCAAAACUGAAAUGAAACGUGAGAACUACUCUUGUCAGUUUUGCUCUUCUGCUUUCAAAUUUGAUACUGCGCAUACAAGUCAUAUGCGGCGGAAUCACGGUUUCGGCUUAUUCGAGUGUCAUUCCUGCGACGAAAUGGGCCAUUAUGCCGGGGCCAUUUCCGCUCACAUGCUCAACUUUCACGGGGACAACCCGGAGGUCAAGUGUCCGGGUUGUUUUAAGGUUGUGAACUUGAAGGAUCAUCAUGACGGAUUCCUGGAACAUUAUGGGAGUUGUAAACGUGCCUGGACCGCCUCGAAAAACUCGGGCACUUACGAAAAGGGUGUUUUCCAGUGUCAUUAUUGCGGCAAGGAGUAUGCUUCGAAAGUGGUCUUCCGGGCCCACAUCAAACAGCACGAAGGGAUCGAGCGUUUCAAGUGCACCUACUGUGAUUACGGUACGAAUAUUAAAAAAGUCUUGGAGGACCACGAAAAAGGUCAUCUGCGUGAGCGGGGCCUGACUAGUGAAGAAGCAGGCAUGAAACUCUAUUACGAUUGUGACCAAUGCGACAAGAAAUUCGUCCAGGAGUCUGGGCUUCGAUCCCACAAACGGAGAAUUCAUCUUGGCAUUAAGAAAAGCUAUUUGUGCAAAGAUUGUGGCGAGGUGUACCCGAACAUACAAGGCUAUUAUAAGCACAAACGCGAAAAACACGGAUAUGUGGCCAAAAACGUGGGCAGAAAGGGACGACGAUCUCAUGGUCCGAUUUAG